Messenger RNA from Ailuropoda melanoleuca (giant panda), 656 nucleotides. Its product is annotated as protein dopey-1-like. The record is from RefSeq and is a predicted model, not a curated record. The coding region runs from base 43 to 507 and encodes 154 amino acids. The transcript is spliced from 4 exons. Gene Ontology annotation, biological process: Golgi to endosome transport. Gene Ontology annotation, cellular component: endosome; trans-Golgi network. NCBI's taxonomy places the organism in Eukaryota, Metazoa, Chordata, Mammalia, Carnivora, Ursidae.
UUCAUUUCUUAUGUUUUUUAGGUUUUGGCUCAUCUUUUGGAUAUGGUUUUCUACAGUGAUGAAAAGGAACGGGUUAUUCCUUUGCUUGUAAAUAUUAUGCAUUAUGUUGUGCCCUACCUCCGAAAUCACAGUGCGCACAACGCCCCCAGUUACCGAGCCUGCGUCCAGCUGCUGAGCAGUCUUAGCGGGUAUCAGUACACACGGAGAGCUUGGAAGAAAGAAGCCUUUGAUCUCUUUAUGGAUCCCAGUUUCUUUCAGAUGGAUGCCUCUUGUGUUAAUCAUUGGAGAGCAAUUAUGGACAAUCUGAUGACACAUGAUAAAACAACAUUUAGAGAUUUGAUGACUCGUGUAGCUGUGGCUCAGAGCAGUUCCCUUAAUCUCUUCGCGAACCGAGACGUGGAGCUAGAGCAGAGAGCCAUGCUUCUCAAGAGAUUAGCAUUUGCUAUCUUUAGCAGUGAAAUUGACCAGUACCAGAAAUAUCUUCCAGAUAUACAAGGUAAAUGGUGAAAACCUAUUUUCUCUGUCUUCUAAACUAUGUUUUUUUGUUCCUUAGGAAAUGCUUUCCCGAAGCUGUAGGUUGGGGUGAAAUGUACCAAGUGUAGGUGGAUGGAGAAUGUUGUAGAAACAGAAGUCUGUUCUAUGGAAUCAUCAGAAAU